Messenger RNA from Effrenium voratum, 1230 nucleotides. NCBI's taxonomy places the organism in Eukaryota, Dinophyceae, Suessiales, Symbiodiniaceae. The record is from the annotation of a GenBank genome assembly.
GCAUUGCGCUGACAGUACUUCCUGCCUGGGAUCUGUUUCUGGGCUUCGACGAUGCGCGCAAAGUCAUACAGGGCCGAUUGACGGUGAUCUCAAUGUACCCUUCAAGUGCAACGCGGUUUGUGAAUCAGCCUCGCGCUAUCAUCGAUGUGGAGAAUUUCGGGCAGGGCGAUAAGCGGGAGAUGGGCGUGAUCUCGGUGGUGAAUCCAGAAACAGGAGAUGACGCCGAAUCUGCGAGCACCGUGUACGUGGGCGACUUCUCGCAAGCGGCGAACGACUUUGAGAUGUCCUGCUACCCCUUUGACAUGAAGAGGGUUGGGCUUUCAAUCAGCAUCCAGAAGCCUGGCAAUUUGAUCUUCAGCAUCAUGCUUGGCUGCCCACAUGGAGACAGCGAGAGCCAAACCAUCAAUGGCGAGACCGUCAUCACCAAAUGCACUGUGCCGGUCCAGGCGUCCUACGUCGGCUUCGACUGGAAGGACUUUGUCUGCGAGCGGCUGGAUGAUGAACUCGUCCGCUGCACCAUGGAGGGCGUCAGGCAGUGGGCGCCACUCUUCAACUCGUACAUGUGGCCUUCGCUGAUGUUCAGUGCGAUGGGCUUCAUGGCCUUCACGUUGGACGUGAAGAUGUCUAUGCCGCGGGUGGCCACCACGAUGCUGGCGCUGGUGUCCGUCACCAACUUGCGGAACCGGCUGCUGAACUUGCUCCCCUCCGCCGGCGACAUCAGCUGGAUGGAGGAGUACUUCCUGGUGGGCAUGACCUUCAUGCUCCUGAACUUGGCGGGGCACGCCGUUUCCUUCUACUUGGAUUCCAUUGGCCAGAAGGAUUUGCAGAGACUGGUGAACAAGGUCAAUCUCUGGGGUAUGCUCAGCAUCAUGUGGCUGAUCAUCAUUUGUCGCCUUCAUGUGAGGCAAUGUGAGCUGGUAGAUGCCACCGCCACUGCGAUCCUGGUGGCUCUCUCUUCGCUUCUAGUGGCAGUGGUGUUCCUCGUCAUCGGCUGGCAUUAUCGCGAUGCCCUGCGGGACUUGUUCCCAAGAAGGAGGAUAGGAGUCUUCUCGCCGGAUGGAAAAGCGUCGGUCCUUCCCAUCCACAAGGGGGCAGAGGAGGAUUGAUAUCGGAGCUCCCAAGGAGCUGCCGACACCGGGGCGAACAUCUCGUCCUUGAGGUGGUUCUCCAAAUUCUUAAGCAGUAUAUAGGAGAAAGCACAAGGGACAUCAAGGGCUGGAUGAUUUCUCA